Lagenorhynchus albirostris (white-beaked dolphin) is the source of this 1384-nucleotide messenger RNA. It is a transcript of the gene EPHX4, whose product is annotated as epoxide hydrolase 4. NCBI's taxonomy places the organism in Eukaryota, Metazoa, Chordata, Mammalia, Artiodactyla, Delphinidae. Gene Ontology annotation, molecular function: hydrolase activity. The record is from RefSeq and is a predicted model, not a curated record. The transcript has 7 exons. Bases 1 to 1101 code for a protein of 366 amino acids.
AUGGCGAGGCUGCGGGAUUGCUUCCCCCGCCUGAUGGUCACGAUCCGGUCCCUGCUCUUCUGGUCCCUGGUCUACUGCUACUGCGGGCUCUGCGCUUCCGUCUACCUGCUCAAACUUUUGUGGAGCAUCGGCAAGGGACCCACGCAGACCUUCCGGAGGGUCGCCCGGGAACACCCUCCAGCGUGCUUGAACGACCCCUCUUUGGGUACCCACUGCUACGUGCGGAUCAAGGAUUCGGGGUUAAGAUUUCAUUAUGUUGCCGCUGGAGAAAGAGGCAAACCACUGAUGCUGCUGCUUCAUGGAUUUCCAGAAUUCUGGUAUUCUUGGCGUCACCAACUAAGGGAAUUUAAAAGUGAAUAUAGAGUUGUAGCGUUGGACUUGAGAGGCUAUGGAGAAACAGAUGCUCCCAUUCAUCGAGAGAAUUAUAAAUUGGACUGUCUAAUUACAGAUAUAAAGGAUAUUUUAGACUCUUUAGGGUAUAGCAAAUGUGUUCUUAUUGGCCAUGACUGGGGAGGCAUGAUUGCUUGGCUAAUUGCCAUCUGUUAUCCUGAAAUGGUGAUGAAGCUUAUUGUUAUUAACUUCCCUCAUCCAAAUGUAUUUACAGAAUAUAUUUUACGACACCCUGCCCAGCUGUUCAAAUCCAGCUAUUAUUAUUUCUUCCAAAUACCAUGGUUCCCAGAAUUUAUGUUUUCCAUAAAUGAUUUCAAGGCUUUGAAACAUCUGUUUACUAGUCACAGCACUGGCAUUGGAAGAAAAGGAUGUCGAUUAACAGCAGAAGAUCUUGAAGCUUAUAUUUAUGUUUUUUCUCAACCUGGAGCAUUAAAUGGUCCAAUCAACCAUUACCGAAACAUCUUCAGCUGCCUGCCUCUCAAGCAUCACAUGGUGAUCACUCCAACACUACUACUGUGGGGAGAGAAAGACGCAUUUAUGGAGGCGGAGAUGGCUGAAGGCACGAAGAUUUACGUUAAGAACUAUUUCAGGCUAACUAUUUUGUCAGAGGCCAGUCACGGGCUCCAGCAAGAACAACCUGACAUAGUGAACAAAUUGAUAUGGACAUUUCUAAAAGAAGAAACAAGGAGAAAAGACUGGCUUUUUCUGUGACGAGUCUAUAAUGAAAUCUCUAAAUAAUUUUUUUAAAUUGUUCAUCAACUUCUUUAAGCUUCAUUAGGAAAAAUUGUUUUAAUAUGCUUUAUCAUAAAUAAAUAUCCUGACAAAUGACAUCAAGAAAAAUCUGAGAACAUGUGAACUUGUAACAUAAUGUUGGUUUUUUUCUUGUUGUAUUUUGCCCAGAAAAGCAUCUGCCUUAAAAUGUACACACUUGUACAAAAAGGAAGUUGGAGAAAGUGGUUCAGUUUUGGUUUUUCGUGUUAUUUACCCUGUUAAU